Messenger RNA from Aspergillus terreus NIH2624, 882 nucleotides. RefSeq names its product SDR family NAD(P)-dependent oxidoreductase. NCBI's taxonomy places the organism in Eukaryota, Fungi, Ascomycota, Eurotiomycetes, Eurotiales, Aspergillaceae. The coding region runs from base 1 to 882 and encodes 293 amino acids. Gene Ontology annotation, molecular function: oxidoreductase activity, acting on the CH-OH group of donors, NAD or NADP as acceptor. The transcript has a single exon. The record is from RefSeq and is a predicted model, not a curated record.
AUGUCGAAAACAGCACCCCCCACGCCUAAGGUAUUCCCAACAUACCCCGACCUAGCAGGAAAGGUCGCCCUCAUCACAGGCAUCGGCCAAGUCGGACGACAAGACGGCGAGUUCUGGGGCAACGGCGCCGCAACAGCGCGCCUCCUCGCGCGCAACAGCGUCAAGAUCUUCGGCUGCGACCUGCACCUGCACGCCGCCGCACGCACCAAAGAGCGACUCUUGAACGAAAACGCAAAUGCAGUGAUCGACGUGAUGGCAGCUGACGUGACCAGCUCAUCCGACGUCGCAGCGCUCGUCGCCGCCGCAAUGCAGCGCCACGGCCGCAUCGAUAUCCUCAUCAACAAUGUCGGCCAGACGGCCGCCGGAAACCCGGUCAGCAUGUCCGAGGACCUCUGGAGUCGCCAGAUCGACGUCAACCUGACCUCCGUGUACCGGCUGUGCCACCAUGUUCUGCCCAUCAUGCAGAAACAGGGCGGCGGGAAUAUCGUCAACAAUGCCUCUAUCGCGGGUCUGCGGUAUUUAGGCAAGCACCAGAUCGCGUAUGCGUCAGCCAAGGCGGCUGUCAUUCGGUUCACCAAGGCGCUGGGCGUUAUGUAUGGACGCGACAAUAUCCGGUGUAACUGCGUCGUGCCUGGUUUGAUGUAUACUCCUCUCGUGGACAACUUUGCGCGCAGUGACAGCGAGGAGGAGCGGGAGACGGCGCGGAGGAUUCUCGAUCAUAAUUGUCCCAUGGGGUGUAUGGGAUCUAGCGAUGAUGUGGCCAACGGUGUUGUCUGGUUGUCGAGCGGAGCUAGUCGAUAUGUGACGUCUCAUGCUUUGGUCAUCGAUGGGGGUAUCACCGAGAGCACUGGGACUGGUUUUGGGGCGCGGAGCGUGCUGUAG